AUGGCCCGUCAUUUUGCAUCUCGCGGCCAUAAAAUCUUCAUCCUUGACCUCAACGAAGACAAUAUCCGACACACCGCUGAGGAGCAUUUGAAGGAACACUCGGACCGUGUGGGGUGGUCUAAAUGCGAUCUUCGGAGCGUCGAAGAUAUCCGCUCCACGGUCCAGAAAGCAGUCAAGUUUCUCGACAACCGUAUCGACUUUUUGAUCAACAAUGCAGGCAUCUCCAAUCCUUACUGGCCCGACGGGAAGACCAUGGCAGACGAAUCAGUUCUGGAUAAGUGGCAGGCAUAUGUCGAGACCAACCUCACAGGCCCCUUCGUCAUGUCUCAAGCAUGUAUUCCUUUCAUGAAAGUCGAACAGCAAGAGGACAAGAGAAAACUUCCCGGCUCGAAGGUUGGCAGUGCAGGACCAUGUAUCAUCCAUGUCAGUAGCUUUCGCGCCCUGAUCUCGGACCCUAAUCAGGAGGGCUAUGCUUCGACCAAAGCGGGGCUGCUCGGCCUUACCCAGAGUAUGGCGGUCUCCCUACAGACCUUCGGCAUCCGGGUCAACAUGGUCUCGCCAGGGCGAAUCAAGGUAACGCAUGAGAAUCCUGAUGCCGACGAGCAGGGAAAGGACUGGUCUGUGGAAGAAGACGAUGUCAAUGUACACCCUACCAAUCGACCCGGGUUGCCAGAGGAUAUUACUGAGGCGUGUGAAUACCUGCUGGGGGCGGGAUUUGUGACGGGCCAGAAUUUAAUUGUCGAUGGUGGUGUGAGCAAGGUAAAGGGCAAGGCGUGA
Molecule: messenger RNA, 777 nt
Organism: Fonsecaea nubica
Lineage: Eukaryota; Fungi; Ascomycota; Eurotiomycetes; Chaetothyriales; Herpotrichiellaceae
Exons: 2
Coding region: 1-777 (258 amino acids)
Molecular function (GO): oxidoreductase activity
Source: RefSeq, a predicted model, not a curated record